Messenger RNA from Spirodela intermedia, 84 nucleotides. NCBI's taxonomy places the organism in Eukaryota, Viridiplantae, Streptophyta, Magnoliopsida, Alismatales, Araceae. The record is from the annotation of a GenBank genome assembly.
AUGCUAUGGCGGGAUGGGCGUUGGAGGUGGUGCGAUGGUUCUUGCGUGGAAAAAUGUGAAAACAUUGUUGUCACAUCAAGAUGA